Peromyscus californicus insignis is the source of this 4294-nucleotide messenger RNA. It is a transcript of the gene Dennd1c, whose product is annotated as DENN domain containing 1C. Bases 1816 to 4149 code for a protein of 777 amino acids. The transcript is spliced from 23 exons. Gene Ontology annotation, biological process: endocytosis; endocytic recycling. The record is from RefSeq and is a predicted model, not a curated record. Gene Ontology annotation, molecular function: guanyl-nucleotide exchange factor activity; phosphatidylinositol phosphate binding. Gene Ontology annotation, cellular component: intracellular membrane-bounded organelle; cytosol. NCBI's taxonomy places the organism in Eukaryota, Metazoa, Chordata, Mammalia, Rodentia, Cricetidae.
CAGGAAAGGCCACGGCGGCUCCUAAGUGGCGGAGGAGAAGGUUUAUUGUAGAUGUGUGGGAGAGCACAGUCAGAGUCCAGAGUGGACAUGACCAGACUGAGCUGGGUCAUGUGAGGAGACAAGGGGAAGGGAGAAGGGAGAAAGGGGAGCCAGGUGCUGCAGCCAGGGGGCCAUAGGUCCAAAAGAAGGGUGUGUGACCAAAAGGUCUGGAUUAUAUAGGGAAGAGGCUCGGGGGGAAGGGCAGCCCAGCCCCUGUGCUGGCGAGUUCAGGGUAGAGGGCGGGGUAUGCCAGCCAUACAUGACUACCUAUAAUAGGUAGGGACUGAGGGAUGCUGGGAGAACCUGAAGGCCAGGUCCACUUUGACAUGUUAACUCGGCACCUCAGCCAUUUGUCCUGGGUUUGAAAGUUAACAAAGACCAGAUCUUGGGUUGGUGGGAUACAGGGAUUGCAGAGCCAAACAGACCAGGCUAGACCAGACCAACCCCAAGAUACAGGAUAAGUCCUUUGCACACCAGGAGCAUGAUGUCUACUCUCUGCUCUCGUUACUAAAGUUGGGACCACAGUCUGUACCCUAAGAAGUCAAAUAGGAUUUGUUCAGUGUGGCCACACUGAGGAGGUGGGCCUGAGAGGGCCCUGGAUUUGUCUCUCUUCCCAAUGUGGCCACACUGAACACAUCUCUUCUUCUGCAUUUGGUUUGGUUUGGGUUUUUAGUGUUCUUGAGUCAGGGUCUCACUAUAUAUCCCUGGCUGUCCUGGAACUCACUAUGUAGUCCAGGCUGGCCCCAAACUCACUGAGCUCUGCCUGCCUCUGCCUCCUGAGUGCUGAGAUUAAAGAUGUAGCUAAUUGGGUUGUUUUAAUUGGUUUCUCAAGGAUGGGUAGCCACACUUGACUUUUCUUUAAUCAUUUUUUUUAUAUUUUUUUAAAUAUGAUGUUGAUUUUAUUUGUAAUUAUGUAUAUGGGUUUGUGGAAGCCAGAGGCGUCACAUCCCCUGGAACUGGGGUUGUGAGCCACCCGUGUGAGUGCAGAGAACCCACGUCUUGUGCAAGAGCAGUCCUUAUUCUUAACUACUGAGCCACACCUCCAGUGUUCUAAACUUAACAUCUUGGGGUACAGACAGAGACUCUUAAGUUUGGUAACACCCAGGCCUGUCUUCAGUCAGUUCUGUGACCUCUCUCAGUGAGGUGUAUGUAUGAGGGUGUGUGUGUGUGUGCGCGUGCGCGCGUAUGAGGGGUGUGUAUGGGGCAUGUAUAUGAGGUGUGUGUGUACAUAUAAGGUAUGUGUAUGAGGUGUGUAUGUGUGAGAGGUGCAUGUGUGUAUGAUGGGGGGUGUGCAUUUAUGUGUAUGUGGUGUGUGUAUGUGCACAUGCGCAUGCAUCACCUGACCAGGUCUGGACCUCUCUGCAUCUCCAUCAGGACCCCUGCAUGACCCCAGCAAUCACCCUCUGGGACUCUCUUUUGCUCUUCAUUGUAGCUCCCCCCCUGUAAAUGAAACAACAGGAAAUUACCUGGGUGGUCUUCACAGAUUUUCAGGGGACUCAGAAAGAAAGGAUCUGGGUGUGACCAUGGGAUCUCCCAGCCUGGCCCUACUUCUCACCCGCCCUGUCCCCACCUAGGCUAGGAAGCCAGAACUUCUGAGUUGCUCACAGCGGGUGGGGGCAGGGGCCUCCUUCGUCUGGAACGUCACCCUGUUAAACUUCCUCUCUCAGCCACACAGGAAGCUGAGCAGAUCAGGGGCCCUGCCCCAAGCAAGCACAGGCUCCCCCAGCCCCAGGAGCCUAGGGGAAAGGGCCCAGCUGGGCCAGCCCUGCGGAGACCAUGGGAUCCACAGAGAAAAAACAACCCCCUGCUGUGUUUGACUGGUUCUUCGAAGCAGGCCGCCCCCACUCCCUGGAGGAGGAUCCCCAGAUCCUGCGGCAGUUCCCGCCGGACUUCCGGGAACAGGAGGCCAUGCAGAUGGUGCCCAAGUUCUGUUUCCCUUUUGACGUAGAAAGGGAGCCGCCCAGCCCUGCCGUCCAGCAUUUCACCUUCGCCCUCACUGACCUGAUGGGCAACCGGAGAUUUGGCUUCUGCCGCCUGCGAGCCGGUGCGUGCAGUUGCCUCUGUAUCCUCAGCCACCAUCCCUGGUUUGAAGUGUUCUACAAGAUCCUCAAUACUGUGGGGGACCUCCUAGCCCAGAACCAAGUCUCGGAAGCUGAAGAACUCCUACAGAACUUGCAGCAACACCCUCUUCCUGGACCGGGGUUUUCAGGGGAACCAGAGAUGGGCAGCAGCUUGGCCAUCUGGAGCCAGUGUGGGAUCCUGCUUCCUGCCCUGGGGAAUAGCAAGCUGCCUUCUUGUUUUGUGGACCCGGAUUCUGCCGGCCUGCCGUCUAUUCCUGAGAACAGGAAUCUCACGGAGCUGGUGGUCGCAGUGAGGGAUGAGAACAUCGUGGGGCUCUUCGCGGCGCUGCUGGCUGAGAGGAGGGUCUUGCUCACGGCCAGCAAGCUCAGCACGCUGACAGCCUGCGUUCACGCGUCCUGUGCUUUGCUCUACCCCAUGCGCUGGGAGCACGUCUUGAUUCCCACGCUGCCCCCACACCUGCUGGAUUACUGCUGCGCGCCCAUGCCCUACCUCAUCGGAGUCCACGCUAGUCUCGCUGAGAGAGUUCGGGAGAAGGCACUGGAAGAUGUCGUGGUGCUGAACGCCGACUCUAACACGCUGGAGACACCCUUUGACGACGUGCAAGCGCUGCCCCCAGACGUUGUAUCCCUGCUGAGGCUUCGACUGAGGAAGGUGGUGCUGAGGCCCGGGGAAGGAGUGUCCCGACUCUUCCUAAAAGCCCAGGCCCUGCUCUUCGGAGGGUACCGCGACGCACUUGUCUGCAUCCCGGGUCAGCCGGUGACCUUCAGUGAAGAAGCUUUCUUGGCUCAGAAGCCGGGGUCGCCGCUGCAGACCUUCCACAAGAGGGCGGUGCACCUGCAGCUAUUCAAGCAGUUCAUCGAAACCCGACUGGAGAAACUCAAUGCUGGGGAAGGCUUCUCAGACCAAUUCGAGCAAGAGAUCAUUGCCUGCUGUGGGGCUUCCUCAGGCGCCCUCCGAUCCUACCAGCUCUGGGUAGAUAGUCUUAAGAAAGGUGGUGAUGCCCUCUUGCACUCAAUGAAGGCCAAAACCCGACCAGCCGUCAGGAACAUGUACCGAUCGGCGAAGAGUGGCUUGAAAGGGGUGCAGAACCUGCUUAUGACUAAGGACGGAGACUCUGGCCUGCAGAGGGGGGGCUCCCUGAGAACCCCAAGCCUCGUCAGCCGCUCAGAUCGCCUGCAACAGCGCCUGCCUAUCAGCCAGCACUUUGGGCAGAACAGGCCCCUCCGCCCUAGCAGGAGACUCAGGCGAGAAGAGGGACCUUCUGAAUCCCUCGGCGAGAGGAGCCCUGCCUUGAGCCCCGAGGACACCCAGAGUCCCUGGGCAGAGGAAACUCUAGACGGCAGCUUUCUGGGGUCUGGAGAAGAACUGGAUCUGUUGAGCGAGAUUCUAGACAGUCUGAGCAUGGAAACCAAGAGUGGCGGCCGGCUGAGGGCCAGCCAGAGCUUGAACUGCUGCCAGCAGGGGGCGUCGGAGAGCUGCUUCAGUCUGCCUGACAUCCCAGCGAGGUCACCAUGGCAACUGGAAGAGGAUGAGCAUGAGCGAUCCCCAGAACUCCAGCCCCGGUCCUUGCCAGGGGACCUGACAGCUCUGCAGGACACUCCAUCUUUAGAGGUCGCAAGCUACUCCGUGAACUGUUCUCAGCCGCCCUCAGACAUCUCUCCGCAAGCAUCUUCAGCAGACCCCAGCUGCCAAGGGGACCCCGCGCUCUCUGCCCCCACCGAGCCUGAUCCUAGAAUCCCACAAAGCCCUUGCUCCAGGCUCCCCCCAGUGCCCACUCAGCCCAGCCCGCCAAAGAGCCCCCAACUUCUUGCCCCCACAAAGCUCAGCUAUGACGCUGUUGGGACAUUACAAUCCAUUCGGUCUCCCUCACACUCCAAUUCUCCAGAGAACCCCAGAAACCAGCCUCCCCAGGUCCUGCGGGAUCAGGCUCGAGUGCAACCCCUCAAGGAGCUGGGAGUAAGCAACAGGCAAGGGCCCGCCGCCAGGCAGCCUCGCGUUGCUGAUCUGAAAAAGUGUUUUGAAAACUAAGAGCAGGGAUGUGGAGAGGACCCUGGCUCUCAAUAAAGCUGAUUUUUUUUCCCCUUGGCAAAUUUAUCUGGGGCCUCUGUCAGAAACCUACCUCACCCACCACCAGAAGCGACCUCUAACCAUCUUAAGGUUCAUCUGAAGGCCC